CUGAAAAUCUUUAGAAGGAAAUGACGUCACAGUCUAUUAGCAUCUCCGUUAGCUGUGCCGCUAUUAACUAUCACUGUGUUGUUUGACUUAAUUUGAUAUUUUCUACUGAUGGAUUGCGACUUAAUGUGUGUGCUGUGGUAUAUCCUACCACUGGGUUUACUCAUCCAUUUGCUGUGUUUCAUCUUCGCGGAUGCAGACUUCACUCUGCUGCGAGCUAGCUUGAUGGGGCACAGGCCAGAGUCUAAACUGAAAGGACUCGUGGUGUGGGUGACUGGAGCCUCCAGUGGGAUCGGAGAAGAGCUGGCCUUUCAGCUGGCAAAGUGUGGCUCCCGUCUUAUUUUGUCCGCUCGCAGGAACGAUGAAUUAAACAGAGUGAAACAGCAUUGCUUAGAGACCUCUAACCUGAAGGAUGAGGACAUUCUUGUUCUUCCACUUGAUUUGUUGGAAAGAACAACACACGAGGAAAAAACAAAAGCUGUGAUUCAGCACUUUGGACAGAUUGACAUCCUCAUUAACAACGGAGGCCGAUCCCAGCGCUCCCUCUGCUUGGAGACCAGUGUUGAUGUGUACCAGGCCUUGAUGGAGCUCAAUUUCCUUGGUACAGUCUCUUUGACCAAACAGGUGCUGCCUCACAUGACACAGAGAGGCAGAGGGAGCAUCGUGACCGUCAGCAGUGUGGUUGGUCUUGCUGGAGCACCCCUGGCAACUGGAUACUCCGCCAGCAAACAUGCUCUUCAGGGUUUCUUCAACUCCCUUCGAACUGAGCUCACAGACUUUCCUAAAAUACUCAUCAGUACAGUAUGUCCUGGCCCUGUGCAGUCUCAGAUUGUAGACAAUGCCUUUACAGAGGAACUGAAUAAGCCUGUAACAACAGUUGGUAACCAGGGACAUAAGAUGCCAACAAGCCGCUGUGUGCAUUUAAUGCUGGUGGGAAUUGCCAACGGGGUCAAGGAAAUGUGGAUUGCCCAGCAACCCUUCCUGGUGUUUUACUACUUGUGGCAGUAUGCACCCUCAUUUGCCUGGACUGCCACUGACUUGCUGGGACAGAAAAGAGUGCAGAAUUUCAAAGCUGGGCUGGAUGCAGACUCUGCAUACUUCAGUAAACCAAAGACCUCCUGAAAAAUCCAAUUUUUCAAGACCAAAGGUGUUUAUUGCAUUCCUACUGUAGAUGUUUUCUAAAAAUAAAAUCACUACUGCUUUAAUUCAUCUUUCAUUUUAAAUUAAAAACCAACAAAUCCUAAUAAAGACGAAGGAUCCCAAAACCUAUUCUUAGAAAACUAAACACAUUGAUAUUAUACAAAGAAAUUCAUAAACAUAUUGAACAAAUCAUACUAAGUAUGCAUUUGUCAAGCUUUUUUAUUACAAGUUGACCCAGUUACACAUAAAAAAUUAUUAUAUACAAUAAACUUUUAUCUAUUCCUUCUUAACUGUAAACAAUUGAACUGUAAACAAAACAAUAGCAAUAAACGCCAUACACAUACAAAAAUACAUACUCAAGGCACACCCUUGAUUUUCUUGAUAAAACAUUAAAAGUCCCUUUUGCGUGGGAACUGGAGAUAUACAUGAGGGAAAGUGUAGCAGGUUUUUCAGAAAAGAUAUGGCUAAACUUUCAUUUUUAUUUUUAUUAAAGAACAACCAUUAAUAAACUACAUAUUUUAAAUUUAAGGAGGACCUAAAUAAGUAAACAUGGUAUAAUCAACCAAAAGUUUUUUUUUGUUUAAAUAAAUUUUGUAACUUCUUUGAAGUGGAGACUCUUGUUUUCUUUUUGCUACAGUUACAUCAAUGGAGCACCCAGAAUCACAUUUAUUAAAAUGUAGAAAAUGAGCUUCCAAAGCUAAAAGUCUGCAAGUAAAAAAAAAAAAGUUUUGUAUUGAGUUUGCUAUACUUACACAAAAAUGUCCUUAAAAAAAAAAAAAAAAAAAAGAAAAGAAAUUCUUGUUGGUGGUACCGAUUGUAAAGAGAGUAUGGAAGUCGAUAACGGCCUGCCUACUUUUUUUUUUUUUUAAUCGUUUACUCGUUACGAGAAGAAUAUACUGUUGUGUCCCUCUCUCCCUUUCCUGCUCUGAGACGCCAAGACUUUACCUGUUUUAAGUCUCUUUUUGUGGUUAACAAUAAAAACAGCAGAAGAAAACACUCCC
Molecule: messenger RNA, 2138 nt
Organism: Oryzias melastigma (Indian medaka)
Lineage: Eukaryota; Metazoa; Chordata; Actinopteri; Beloniformes; Adrianichthyidae
Gene: dhrs7
Product: dehydrogenase/reductase (SDR family) member 7
Exons: 7
Coding region: 109-1119 (336 amino acids)
Molecular function (GO): oxidoreductase activity
Source: RefSeq, a predicted model, not a curated record